Messenger RNA from Hippocampus zosterae (dwarf seahorse), 2026 nucleotides. RefSeq names its product probable G-protein coupled receptor 21. Lineage: Eukaryota; Metazoa; Chordata; Actinopteri; Syngnathiformes; Syngnathidae. Gene Ontology annotation, molecular function: G protein-coupled receptor activity. The coding region runs from base 534 to 1769 and encodes 411 amino acids. Gene Ontology annotation, biological process: G protein-coupled receptor signaling pathway. The transcript has a single exon. Gene Ontology annotation, cellular component: membrane. The record is from RefSeq and is a predicted model, not a curated record.
GGGGGGCGGAUAAAGAGCCCGCACACACGGAACUGUGGUGGAAAUAAGGUAAAGAAGAGGCAAGAGAGGAAGAGGAAAAGAAGGAGAACCAGGAAGAGAUGGACUAAGCAUCCGUUGAUGACUGCUUUGUUUCUUCAGCAUGUUGCACCGCGUUCUUUCUUCACUGGAACCCGCGUUUGUGUUUCUGUGGACUCCAAAAAUAUAAAGAGGGAUUCCUCGUUCUGACCCUUCCGCGGGAGAUGUUGCAGCCAUCGCUGCGAUUCAGGGUACCAAAGGCUUGGCGAGGACAAACCGGACUGGAUUUUUUUCUUCUACAAAGACAUACUUUUUGCCUGUGGAAAGCAGUCGAUACGUUUUGUCUUAUUUUGUCCCCGCUUUGCAUUUGAAAUGAGGCGGCAGAUUAACAACGGAAUUGAAGCAUGGAGCAUUUGGUCUAGAAUGAAAGUGUGCAGUUAGUUUCAAACAUCCAAGGAUUGAGUCCAAGGAUUCACCUUACCCUCGAAGGGCCCCCGAGAGACGUCCUCCUGCCCACGAUGAUGAAUUCCACCCUGGAUCCACUGAACCUGAGCUCCGCUGACCUGCCGAACUUCACUGCUCCCUUUUGCCUGCUUGAGAUCCGCUAUUCCGCAAUCUUCACCACCUGCCUGCUCGAAGUCUCCAUUAUCCUUCUCCUCACCGUUCUGAUUAUUUCAGGCAACUUGGUGGUGAUUUUUGUUUUUCACUGCGCCCCUUUGCUGAGCCAGCACACCACCAGCGCUUUCAUCCAGACCAUGGCGUACGCCGAUUUGCUUGUCGGUGUCAGCUGCCUCUUCCCCUCCUUGUCCCUAUUGCAUCACCUCCAAGGUCUUGACCCCAAACUCACCUGCCAGGUGUUUGGAUACCUGGUGUCCGUUUUGAAGUCCGUCUCCAUGGCGUCGUUGGCGUGCGUGAGCGUGGACCGCUACAUCGCCAUCACGCAACCCCUGACCUACGUGGCCCUGGUGACGCCGUGUCGGGUGCGCUGCUGCAUCAUUCUGAUUUGGUUGUACUCGGCACUGGUGUUUCUGCCGUCAUUCCUCGGUUGGGGGAAGCCCGGUUACCACGGCGACGUGGUGGAGUGGUGCGCCGUCGAGUGGAGGACCCAGCCGGCCUUCACCACCUUGAUUGUCCUGCUUCUCUAUGCGCCCGCCGCUCUCACGGUCUGCUUCACGUACGCCAACAUCUUCAAGAUCUGCCGGCAGCACACGCGGGAGAUCAGCGAACGUCAGGCGCGCUACCGACCCCAACCGCACCCGGAUCCGGCUUUGACAUCGGGAUCUUUGGCCAAGGACAAUGGCGAACUGGACCAAAGGCAUUCUCCUGGCUUAUUGAAAGCUCACAAACACCACCAUCAACACCCGCAUUAUCAACAACCCUCUUCCACAUACCCGGAUAAACGAUAUGCCAUGGUACUGUUCCGCAUUACCAGCGUUUUCUACAUCCUCUGGUUGCCCUACAUCAUUUACUUUCUGUUGGAGAGCGGUGGACUCUACCACCACCCGGCGGCGUCUUUCCUCACCACUUGGCUGGCCAUCAGCAACAGCUUCUGUAACUGCCUCAUCUACAGCCUCUCCAACUCCGCCUUCAGGAAGGGCCUCAAGCGUCUCUGCUCGUACUGCUUACGGCGCAGCGGCAGCGGUUUCGGCGUCAGGAAACCCAAAAAGGCUUUCAUCGGUUCGAUCGACCAGGGAUGUACUGCGGCAGGGUACGGAUCCGACGAGAUAGGAAUCGGCACAACGUGUCAUGUGUAGUGGCCUCGUCGGGGACAGCUAUGUGCCACAUUUGUGCGUUUCAACGGCUCGGCUGAAGUGUCUCUCCUCUGCGAGAUGAAAUGUCACGAAGAGAUGGAAGGAGGCGUGAUUGUGCCACUGCUUUUUCCAUCACAUUUGGAGGUUACACAGACGUCCUCUCUGCUCACGCCACGCUGGGGGGAGUCUGGAGUUAGCCGCUGAAGGAUAAACUGGGCUAAAUAGGCUUACAAGGUGUCAUUCGUCCAUGGGAGGGGACA